Molecule: messenger RNA, 850 nt
Organism: Marchantia polymorpha subsp. ruderalis
Lineage: Eukaryota; Viridiplantae; Streptophyta; Marchantiopsida; Marchantiales; Marchantiaceae
Source: the annotation of a GenBank genome assembly
GACCUCACCUUCGCCAAAGCCGGAAGCUGCAGAAGUUGCAAGACGAGAGGGAUUUCACCAGACGCGAAGAGUAUGGCGUGGAGGGAGGGAAGGAGGGAGGGAGGGAGAGAGAGAUUUCCAUGGAGGGUAGAAGAGGCCAGCCAGAGACCAGAGAGCGGAAGUGGAGCCAAGGUUCGCGAAAAUGAUCUGACCAUGCCACCAAUGGGAAUUGAGCUUUCGCAUCGGUUCCGAUGGUAAGUGAGGGCCGAGUGGCUGGGCUGGGGACGGCCUUCGCUGUUCGAGCACCAGAUUCUGCUUCUUCUGAGACUUUACUCGACGAGGACAUGGGACGUAUCGGAAGCAACGAUACGAGUACAGUACCUGGAAAAAGCCCAAUUGGCAAACUACUAACGUACUUCCAUAUGGUGUUCGAUCAGAUUAAUUUCCGGUACUUGGCGAGUGCAUGCUCUUGCAUGAAAAUUCCGUAUUUCCUUUCGGCACACAAGGCUCGAUUCUGCAUUUUGUUCUUUGGUUUGGGGCUUUUGGUAAAGCUGGUUCGGUCUUACGAAGACUACAGUUAUUGCAAGCUUUGAGGCAGAGGAGGGACUCGGCGGAAGCUUAUGAAAAGUCUUCACUUGGAAUCUCUUCACCAUGUUCCUUAUUGAUGCAAUGACGUCCUCUCCGGUCACACGAAUCUCUCAUCCGGUAGCCAAAUGCAGUAGUAGAACAGGCGAUGCUGGUCUCUUCUACGCAGAUUUACAUACGCGGCUCUCGCAUUAUUAGCUAGAUCGAGAACUCUGUUCCGCACUCCUUAGUCCAAUUUCAACUACCGGUAUUAUUAAUUUUCUUAUUUUUUGCUACUUCUUUCGCC